AUGGCGAGCCGCUUCGUCGUUUUUCUCGCGCUCUGCGCUGCCGUCGCCGCUAUCACCAGGUAACUGGGCUGAAGGAAAAGCUCGUAUCUUUUUUUUGCAUCAUUUUAGUUACUGAAAAUCCAUUUAAGCAGACAAUAAAUGAAGCCUGCGGUUGAGAACUUUUCGGUCGGAAUAAACUUUUUAGUAUCAGAUAAUACCCUUGAAGUUCAUAUUUCUUCAGUCAACAAGUUUUUGAAGGAGAAACUUUUUGGUCAAUGACUAUUUGAAUCCUUUGAAGCAGGCCUUCUAAGGCUUUCAAAUUCUUUCCUUCAAAAAUUAAAAAGUUGUGAAAUCUGAAAUUUUGAGAACACUUAUCUGCCUCACCAAGAAACAUUCUGGACGAAAUUUCAAUAGUUCAAAUUACAAAAUUUCUGAAACUUUCAAUUUCUUCAAAGUCAUCUGAAACAAGUUCAAAACUUCACAAUCAGUGAAAAAAAAGUUGUUUUCGACUUCGUCAAAACUUUUUCACCUGACCGAAAAAAAGCUUCCAGAAAGAACUAGAAGCUCCUAUUUUUUUAUCGCCAUAGUUCUUAUCAUUUUUUUAUCAUCAAAAAAGAUGACAAUAACUUUAUCUAUUUCCUUGCUUCUGUGAUUUGGAGGCAUUGAUUGUAUUUCAGGAGUCAACUGAUAUUUUUUCAGAGUUCCAUUGACGAAGGUGACCCAUACCCGUGAGCAGUACAAGUUCAAGGCUAUUGGAGAACAUCUGAAGAAGAAGUACAUUCCUGACUACAUUCCCAACAACGAUGCCUUCAACGAGGGUCUUUCCGACUACUCCAAUGUUCGAUCGUUUUUACUAGCUUCAAUGGAACUUUCGAUUCAGGCUCAAUACUACGGACCCAUCACCAUCGGAACUCCUCCUCAAAACUUCCAAGUUUUGUUCGAUACUGGAUCUUCCAACUUGUGGGUCCCUUGCGCUAACUGCCCCUUCGGCGAUAUCGCUUGCCAACUUCACACCAAGGUACUUUUGGUUUUUUUUUUCCGAACUAAAACAAUAGAUCGUUUUAAGUACAACUGCCAAAAGUCGUCGACCUGCACGGCUACCGGAGCGCCUUUCGAGAUUCAGUACGGAUCUGGAUCCAUGAAGGGUGUCGUCGACAACGACGUUGUUUGCGUGAGUUUUAUUUUGAAAAAACGUUGAUUUUGAAAAAAUUGUUUUGAAAAGCUUCAUUCUUUCCGCCAAAAGCCUAGUGUAGGCUUUUAGAACAAAAAAUCUUCGAUGAAUCUGAAAAAAAAGUAAUAUACAGCUUUUUUCAUCGGAAUAAACAAGAUCCCAAAUCAUACCUGCUUGAAGUUUGGUUUCAGUUCUCGCACGACAAAACCUGGUGCACUGACAAGACCCAAGGAUUCGCCUGCGCCACCGCUGAGCCUGGACUCGCCUUCGUCGGAGCCAAAUUCGAUGGUGUCCUCGGAAUGGGCUGGGAUCGUAUCUCCGUCAACAACAUUUCCCAGCCAAUGGACCAGAUCUUCGCCAACUCGGUAGAAAUAGCACAUUUGAUGAUGCAAAUUUCAACUUUUGUAGGCUAUCUGCCCACAGCCUCUUUUCGCUUUCUGGCUGAGCCGUGACGCCAAUGACGUCGCCAACGGCGGAGAAAUGACACUUUGCGGAACUGACAGCGCUCACUACCAGGUAGAGUCGCUGCAGACAAAGUUUUCACAAAAUAGUCCCAAAAAGGCUGGCUAUAAUAUACACGCUUCUAUGUUAUCUGAAAUGUUGAGAUGAGGGGAUGCAAUCACCUUUAUUUAAUUUUGAAGCUGAAAUAUGCCAUAAAAUUUGCGAUAAAUGAACUGGAACCCUACAUAAACAGUUUUGUACCAUGUUUUGAAUGAUAAAAAUUUGUUUAUCAACUGAAAUCAUGUUCUUUUCAAAGUUUUGCCUGUUAUUCUUAUCAGAAAAAACAGAAUUUCUAAAACUAGUUCAUUUUAAUUUUUUCACAUCAACUUGACCCGUAAUGAAACCGUGAAUAGCUCAUUUUUUCCAGGGAGAUAUCGCCUGGGAGCCGCUCGUUUCUGAAGACUACUGGCGCAUCAAGCUCAGCUCUGUCAAAAUCGACGGGACCGAGUACACCAACGGUCCAGUUGACUCCAUCGUCGACACCGGAACAUCUCUUCUCACCGGACCUUCUGAUGAAAUCAAGAAGGUUCCAGCAGAAAAAUCUUUUUCGGAAAAUGCAUCUUGUUCUCUCAGAUCCAAAAGAAGAUUGGAGCCAUUCCCAUCAUCAACGGCGAAUACGAAGUGAUUUGCAGUCACGUUCCUAAGCUCCCCAACAUCACCUUCAACCUCGGUGGACAGGACUUCGUCCUCCAAGGAAAGGACUACAUUCUUCAGGUACUUUUCCGGAAGAAUCAACCAAUAAAUAAGGUCUGUUCAGCUCUCCAACGGACAAGGAGCUCCAACUUGCCUCUCUGGAUUCAUGGGACUCGACAUCCCCGCUCCUAACGGUAAGAUUUAUCCAAAAGCGUCAAAAAUGUUCGGAAAUUCUGUAGGACCUCUCUGGAUCCUUGGAGACGUUUUCAUCGGUCGCUUCUACUCCGUUUUCGACAAUGGAAACAAGCGAGUUGGUUUCGCCAACGCCGCCAAGAAGGCCUAA
Messenger RNA from Caenorhabditis auriculariae, 2627 nucleotides. Lineage: Eukaryota; Metazoa; Nematoda; Chromadorea; Rhabditida; Rhabditidae. The record is from the annotation of a GenBank genome assembly.